Fulvia fulva is the source of this 1314-nucleotide messenger RNA. RefSeq lists its product as uncharacterized. The record is from RefSeq and is a predicted model, not a curated record. NCBI's taxonomy places the organism in Eukaryota, Fungi, Ascomycota, Dothideomycetes, Mycosphaerellales, Mycosphaerellaceae. The transcript has 2 exons. Bases 1 to 1314 code for a protein of 437 amino acids.
AUGGCGUCUUCCCCGAAGAACAAGGACAGACGUCAGAGAGGCUCAAGGAGAUAUGUUCCUUCAGGGCCCCGCCUCACCAAUCACGAGGUAGCAGUCAUGGUAGCAGCUCAGCUCGCGGAACAAGCGAGAUUGAUGGCUAGCGCCGAAGGUCAAGAUUCUGAAGACGGUGGCGACAGUGUGAGACCUCGAGCCGUCGCGACGUCGGCUGAUGAGGCUUCAGGCUCUACAGAGGAGAAGCAUAAGUCACGAUUCACGACUCUCCUGAACUCCGAGCACCAAGAUUUGGAAGGUGAUGCACAUGUGGAGAUGCUGGAUGUUGAAGCAACCAGUGACGACGAAGAUCCUCUACUCGGCGGUCAGUGGGCGUUUCGCACAUACUCCAACGAGAAUCGCACCCAAGAUCUUGAGCUCCGCCGAGGUCAUGGGUAUUCAACUGCUCGCGUGAGCGUCUUCGUCACUACCAUACGGACAGCAAGCUGGUCAAGGAUCAUGGUCAGUGGACCCUGCGAAGCUACACCAACGAUGGUCGUACCCAGUGUCUCCAGCUGUACCGACGUCAGGGAGAUUCGAAUCCUCCGUCAAGCAUUGCAGCCCACAAAUCAGGUCGACCCAGUUGACUCACGACCACCCCAACACGAAGCAUUGGAGGAUCCUGAGCAGACAGAUUCCAUGACAGAGCAGCCUGCGGGGAACAACUUACUGCCCGAUACACCGCACGAUAUCCCCACCGAGCUCAACGGACCUCAAGACUUGAACACUCUGGACACCUACAAGGUUAUCGAUGGCCUUGCGACGCUUCCAGCAACCGUCGCUGAGCUCGGACCUAUCAUGGAAGAUCUUGUACAGCUUUCCAUGGUCCACUACAAAGAUCUGACUUGGCUCGAUGACGAGAUCAAAUGCGAUGAGGCCGCAACUCUCGUACCGACGGACUCUGCCACCUACAAGUACGGCGGCCAAGUAGUCCACAUCGACUUGGGGGAAUAUGUCAUGGUGUGCGACGACAGUGUCUGCCACACGUGCUUUCCUAAGACUCCCUCAUCUUUCAGCGACAUCCAAGGCCCGACCGAGGCUCAAGACGGUCCUUGGUUCCACCGUAAUGACAGCGAACUCCGAUAUACAUCAUUUGAGAUUGGCCAUGAUGUGUGGAUCUUUGGCUACGAGCGAGUACAGAAGUAUUCCGGCCCACGGAGUGCGACGCCCUUGCAGCCUGUAAAGGCGAAGAUCAGGGACAACGUUGUCAGGGACUGCUGGAUGUGUGUCGGGAAGAAGUGUGAGGAGUGUAAGGGCGCGAUCGUGCCAUUCAGGCAUUUGUAG